Molecule: messenger RNA, 1780 nt
Organism: Liolophura sinensis
Lineage: Eukaryota; Metazoa; Mollusca; Polyplacophora; Chitonida; Chitonidae
Product: holocytochrome c-type synthase-like
Exons: 6
Coding region: 83-934 (283 amino acids)
Biological process (GO): cytochrome c-heme linkage
Cellular component (GO): mitochondrion
Molecular function (GO): holocytochrome-c synthase activity
Source: RefSeq, a predicted model, not a curated record
CAAACCAAUAAUACACCGGAAGUUUCAGAAUUAGCAGACGGCUCCUCUUUCUGCCAAGUAGAGGCAGAAAAGUUUUUGCAGAAUGGGCUCUUCAAACUCCUCUCAGAACAAUGUUAAUCCAGCUCAAGCCACAAUUGACAGUAAGACAGCCAGAGAGGCAGCACUUGGUAUCAACACAAAUCAGAACUAUCCCAGUGAAUGUCCCAUGCAUCAAGCUAAUCAAACACCAUCUGGCUGCCCAAUGCAUCAAACUAACACAGAUAAUGUCAACUUGGACAAUAUGAUGCCACCACCUAACCAGCGACCAGCUCCUGAUCAACCAUUCCCUUUACCAAUAAACAGACAAGUAUCAUCAAUCCCGAAGGCAGAUUCCAAUGAAAACUGGGUAUAUCCCUCACCACAAAUGUUCUGGAAUGCAAUGUUGAGAAAAGGUUGGCGAUGGAAAGAAGAUGAUGUCAAACCAGAAAAUAUGGAUGCCAUUAUCAGGAUUCAUAAUGCGAACAAUGAACAGGCCUGGGAAGAAGUUCUUAAGUGGGAGGCUCUCCAUGCCAGGGAAUGUGGUAAUCCAAAACUGAAAAGGUUUGGCGGAAAGGCUACACAGUUCUCUCCAAGAGCCCGGAUACGGCAUUGGCUGGGAUACGAGUUGCCAUUCGACAGACAUGACUGGAUUGUAGACCGCUGUGGGAAGGAGGUCCGUUACAUCAUUGAUUACUACGACGGGGGCUCAGUGGACCCUAACACAUUUCAGUUCACCCUUCUAGAUGUGCGCCCUGCCCUGGACUCUCCAGGGGCGUUUUGGGACCGUACUAAGGUGGCUUGGUGGCGGUGGACCUCUAGUUUCAGCAGUGAUUCUAACCCAUCAGGAACCAAAUCUGUUCCUCACUUACCCACAGGAGAGAACAGUGACACAAGGACAGCCAGCUCGGGCAGCUGAUAAGUGAAGGUAGUGGAGAUAAGUGGAAUCAUGCGUGUGAAGUACUGUCUUACUGAGAAACACUGUGCGAGGACAACAGGAUUUGCUUCAAAUGAAUGAUGGAGAGCGUGGGAAAUUUCUUUUGAAACUGAAAACCGUUCAAGGCGCCUGAAGUGUAUUGUAUGUAGAUAAGUCAAGGUCAUGUAUGUCUGAAUUUUUAAGUUAAAUUAGAAUUUUCAGAUGACAUGGUUUUGAUUACAACUUACUCUUAUGUCUGGUAAGUACCUUAUAUUGUGAGCUGGAAGAAGGUGGGAGAAAUUGCCAGGAACAGGGAGUACACAUGCACAGUACAUGUAGUAAACAGCAAGACACUUUUUCUCAGGUAAAUGUGAUAAAAUUUUAUGCGACUUUGAAUCAGAUGCAAUUCAGAGAUAAUGACUUAAUCCUAUUAAACAUUAUUCUCUCAGUUAACAGCAAUGCACCUGUAAUUGAAGAUGAAGCUAAAAAACCAAAAACAGUCUCAAAUAUUAAAUUGGUUGGUUUCUUGUAUGGUUUGUCAGUGCCGAUUUAUGUGUGUAUUAGACUAUACAGGAAAAGGCCAGUGAAGGGACAAUUUUUCUCCAGAUAUCAGAUAUUUAACUUCUUCAUAAAUAUAAUAUAUCAGAAUGUGUUGGUUUGUAAAGAAGAGUUUUGAAUUGUUUUCUCACACAAAAAAGCCUUAAAAUAUAAGAAAACAAUAGUCACUGUGAGAUAUAAUUUAUUGUUAUAUUUUGUUGCUUUUUUUGUUUUUCAUUUCAUUUUUUGGCGUGAAAGUUUUAAUAAAUGAGGAAACCUGUUAUAUACUGCUUUACCUGGUUUUCCAAAUAA